UACAUGUUCUAAUCUAAAUACAUGUGUUAUCUCGGAGAGUUGAUAAGCAUUCGUUCAUAAUUUUUGUUUUUUCGUCAACAUGAAUCUCUUCGAGGAUCCUAUUCUUAAAACUAAAUAUUUGAAGCAUAAGCUUUGUGUGAAACGAUGGGAGAGUAAUUUUAUGGAAAGAUUUGGACGCAAACCUAAUAAGAAUGACAUAAAGGAAGCCGAUCCAUCUAUCAAGGAUGCAUAUAAGAUGUAUUGGAAACUGAAAACGCGAGCGCUCGAGGAAACUCUUACAGACAUUACUUUUUGUGAUGAUAUGCAAGAUAAUAUCUCAAAUAAAUCACCGCAAAAGAUAAUAAACAAUCACAAGCAAGAUAAGAAUCUGAGCUCAGAAAAAGUUACAAAAGAUACAGAGAACAUAAAUCCUUACGAUAGCAAACGUUUGACAGAAAUUGGAGACUCAUUUGACCAGCUGGAUUCAGUGAAUGUUGAAGGAACCUGGGGCAACCAUCUAAACAAAAAUAAUGAACAAACAUCAAAGAAGAAGCCAACUCUGUUGAUUGGUAGAUCUUCUUCCUUUCAAUUGUCUAGAAACAAGUUUGAGAGUUCAACAUUUACUAAGCGAAAUCCGAGAAAAUCGUUAUCAUUGGUAAAAAUGAGGAACAGAUCCGAGAAUAUCCUAAGUACCUCGAACAUCGACCAAUUGGAUGCACAUAAGGAUGUAGCUAUUGAUGAAACAAAGCCUAUCGUCGAAUCGAUGAAAGUAACAUUUGAGAAAAGCAAGCCUGCUUUACAACACUCCAUUAAUGUUGUCCAGCAAUUGGCCAACGGCCAUGUGAAUAGCACAAGCCGUAAUUUGAAUCCAGGUUGGCUACAUCGAUGCACGAGAGACAAUAAUUUGGAAGUGACAACGAUUAAUCCUCAGAGGCUGUCAGGCACUAGCGAUUCCGGAAUAGAGUCCAUGGAAUCCAGCAUUUAUUCCCCGAACGACUUGGCGCCCAUUGUGCAUUUCUCGUCGCAUCAAGCCUCCGACGAAGAUUUUAUAUGUAAUAGUGAGUCUGAGGAAGAACACGGAAAUAAACGCAUUAGAAACUUUAAGAAACGACUGAGUGAUCAAGAUAGUCAUCCCGUAAAACGACGACGUAUUCAUAAUGAUUCCGAUUUUACGAUCGGUGAAUUUCAUGUAACCAAUAGCGAUAUGUCCAAGCUGACUACCUGUAUCGAUAGGAGUUUUAAUUUAUUGAAUAGAGAUGAGCAUAGUGAGAAUAACGUUGACAAUGAUAAUGCAUUUAAAUUGACUAACAAUGCUAAUACGAGCACAAAUAUAAUAAACGAAUCAAUUAAUAUUAAAAGUGAUAUAAUUACUUUAGAUUCAAACAUUGAAUCGAAUGUUAUCAUUAAGAAUAAAAUGACAUCUGAAAAUGUUUGCUCGACUGAAAACGAUCAAACUAAAGAACUGUUCAGAAUGACUGAUUCUAUUUCAAAUUCAACCAAUCUUAAUAACCAAAAAGACUUUUCAAAAUCCGAUGAAAAACCCGUGAAACGUGUAUUACGUCAAAGAGUCACACAAGUAUCUAACAAUUGUGACCCCAGUAUAGAUAAUAACGAAGAACCUAAGACAAUGACAAAGACGAAUAAGAAAUUUAGAAGUCAACGAAGUAAAGAGAAGACAAUCGUUAAUGAAAAAAAAUCCAAUGUAAAAAGGAAAUCUUCCAGAAGAGAAUUAAAUUUAGAGAAAAAUAACGAAGAACUGAGUUUAGAUGAAAAAAUGAACAAGAUUCCAACAUAUAAUGUAGAAAUGUUACAAACGAUUCCUCGCUUUAACAAACCAAAUGAUAUUGACAAUCUCUCGCAGUUUUCCGAAACUGUUUCCACUAAUGCAAUGAAAAAAGAUGUCUCGAUAUCUUCAACAGCUAGGACAAAAUUGACUGCAAAGGAGAAGUUAGAGAAAAAAAUGACUGCCGGUACGAUGAAUAAUAAUUUUAUAAGGAUAAAUCUAAAGAAAAAAGUAUUUGUGAGAGGUAAAAAGAAUUUUAAUUGUGCUAAAUAUAAGAGAAAUCAAUGGAAACAGAGGAAGAAAGAUUUGACGUCUAGUGAGAGCAAUUUGGAUGCGGCCGAUUUUAUCGACAAAAAUGGUACGGCAUGCUUGAAAUGUGGUGAGUCCGGGCACUUUGCUAAAAAUUGCUCAACUUCCAAAAGUAGCGCUCUUUUACCUUUAGAAGAAAUCGAUGACUCAUCAAACUUUCCAACUUUGGAGGAAGCCGAAAAAAUGGCAAAUGAGACUGCCAUUAUCACUCACAGUCAUAAACGAUUUCCUAAAAGAUCAUCGUAUUUUGCAACGAAGACUUCGCAGGACGAAGAAGAUAUGACGGAAUUAUUUAAUGACGACUUUGCAGACUUCGAUGAGAAGAGUGAUACAUUAACUUCCAGGCAUAAAGUGCCACAGGAAUUGGUAUUCAGAUUAUUGCCACCAGAAAUGAAAGCGAUUGAUCCGUUAUAUGAUGUGAACGAAGAUAAUAGUCUCAUUGAAACUCCUACGGAAAUCUUUGAGACAUUACGUAUGUUUGGUCAUGAAAGUUUCAGAGUCGGCCAAGAAAAGACAAUAAUGAGGAUUCUAUCUGGCCAAUCUACCCUGGUAACGUUAUCGACAGGCUCUGGGAAAUCUUUAUGUUAUCAGUUACCAGCGUAUUUAUAUGCUCAACGUUCUGUUUGUAUCACUCUAGUAAUUUCGCCUUUGGUAUCCCUGAUGGACGAUCAAGUGACGGGUGUACCAUUAUUUCUGUCUGCUGCGUGUUUACAUGCCAACCAGACGGUGAAAGUAAGAGAGCAGGUGAUACAAUCGUUGAAGGAUGGAAAAGUAAAUAUUCUUCUGAUAUCACCUGAAACAAUGAUAAACAGCGAGAAAUCUACUGAUUUCGGAGCUCUGCUCAGACAGCUACCGCCAAUCGCAUUUGUCUGCAUUGAUGAAGCCCAUUGUAUCUCCCAGUGGUCGUACAAUUUCAGACCUUCCUACCUGAUGGUUUGCCGAGUGCUCAAGGAAAAGUUUAAAGUAAAAACAAUAUUGGGACUCACUGCGACUGCUACGAAAACAACAGUGGAAAGUAUGAUAAAACAUUUAGACAUACACGACGGAAUAGCUGGUGUCAUAUCGGACGUGCCUUUGCCUAGGAAUCUUGUUCUAACGGUAUCCAAGGAUGAAAACAAAGACCAAGCUUUAAUCGCGCUAUUAAGAAGCGAGAGGUUCCGCGAAUGCCAUUCUGUGAUAGUGUACUGCAUCCGUAGGGAAGAGUGUAUGAGAAUCGCAGGGUUAUUAAGAAUAUCACUACAGGAUCCACGGAAUCCUGAGAAACCAAACAUGAAAAUAUCCGCAAUAGCUGAAGUUUAUCACGCCGGUAUGACUUCUAAUAGACGCAAGCUUGUCCAAAAAAAUUUUAUGGAUGGAAAGAUUAAAAUUGUGGUUGCCACUAUUGCAUUCGGAAUGGGUAUCAAUAAAUCGGACAUCCGGGCUAUUAUUCAUUACAAUAUGCCCGGCACAUUUGAGGGAUAUGUACAAGAAGUUGGUCGUGCUGGAAGGGAUAAUAUUACAGCACAUUGUCAUUUGUUCUUAAAUCCCAUGGAAGACAGUGAUAAGUGGGAAUUGCGCAGACAUGUACACGCGAAUGGUGUAGACAGACACACGAUUAGACAUCUACUUCAGAGAAUUUUCAUUCCUUGUUCUUGUGCAAAAAUCAACGAGAAAAAUUUAGGUCAAAGAUGUCCCGGUCACGAAGUCGCUCUUCCAAUUGAUGAAACUGUUCAUGCCCUUGACAUCACACAGGAAGUGAUUUUGACAUUAUUAUGCUAUCUCGAGCUACAUCCAAAAAGAUUCAUUACUGUGUUACCAUCCGUGUACAUUCAAGCGCGGAUUUCAAGUUACGAAGGACCACACGCUCUCAAACAAGCAGCGCAAUCCUCUCCACCGCUUGCAAUGGCACUGGACAUGAAAAACGGGAUUUCAAAUGAAAAUAUUAUAGAAUUCCCAGUAAUCGACGUUGCAUCAGCUAUCGGAUGGGAUAGUGGCGUAGUAAAGAGUCAUCUUAAGACUUUAGAAUGGAAAACAGGAGUUGAUGGCAAGAUGAAACGUUCAGCCAUAUCUGUAGAAUAUCAUAAACUCGGUUUACGAAUGAAAGCACCGGGUGAUCUUAGCGACAUUGAAUUGGACGAGGCACUCGACGCAUUGAUCACACGCACGCAAACACAGGAAUCCUUGUGUUUGCAGCAACUCGAGCUCGCAUCCUCCGCGUUUAAUAAAAUCAGCGUGUCGUCAAUCAAACAUUCCUUGGUCUUGGAUGAUAAUGUUACGAAGAGAUCGGAGGAGCUUAAAAAUACUAUCAGAGAUUACUUCCUAUCAGAUUCUCCUUUAAGUGAUCUCAAUAUCAGUUUGCAGAAUAAAGUGACGAACGAGCAGCAGAUCGCAGUCGACGUCCGCAGUUUGAUAAUAUGUUAUAAGGAUACUAAGUUUACGGGUCGUGUCGUAGCCCGUAUCUUUCAUGGAAUACAAAGCCCGAAUUAUCCUGCAUUAAUUUGGCAUAAAUGUCGUUUUUGGAGAAUUCAUAUCGCUACAGAUUUUAACACAAUUUGCAAAAUUGCAGCCAGAGAAAUUCUAGCGUUACGAUAAUGAAAUCCAUUUGAUUCAUUGACUGACACGUGAGUGAUAUAAUUAAUAUAUUAUAUUUAAUCCGAUCUUGUUAAUCAUACACUUACUUUUUAAUUCUUAUCAGAAUAAACUUUCAUAAUGCAUCAAAAUGAAUGG
Molecule: messenger RNA, 4777 nt
Organism: Cyphomyrmex costatus
Lineage: Eukaryota; Metazoa; Arthropoda; Insecta; Hymenoptera; Formicidae
Gene: RecQ4
Product: RecQ4 helicase
Exons: 7
Coding region: 80-4642 (1520 amino acids)
Biological process (GO): double-strand break repair via homologous recombination
Cellular component (GO): nucleus; cytoplasm; chromosome
Molecular function (GO): ATP binding; zinc ion binding; nucleic acid binding
Source: RefSeq, a predicted model, not a curated record